Phaedon cochleariae (mustard beetle) is the source of this 656-nucleotide messenger RNA. NCBI's taxonomy places the organism in Eukaryota, Metazoa, Arthropoda, Insecta, Coleoptera, Chrysomelidae. The record is from the annotation of a GenBank genome assembly.
AUGACUAGAGGACGUCAACUGAGUCAAACAAACCAUGAUGAAGCAGCCGAUUCCAUAGAUGCCAUUGCAAAUAAGGUCUGUGAAAAGUUUGCUAGUGUAAUGGAGGCGAAAAUUGAUAAGAAACUGAAUAGUCUUGAAUGCAGCAUCAACGAAAAAUUCUCCGAACUUCAGUCAACCAUGUCGAGUCUCAAAAAAACUGUUUCUUCAAACAGUCACACUAUUGAUAAGCUUGAGACUCAAACGGAAAGACAAAUUCAAUAUAACCAACGUAGUAGUCUACGAUUCUUAGGGUUGGAAGCUACAAAUGGAACUGAGGAUAUAGUACGAACGGUACUUAAUUUUUUACAACAGGAUCUCAAAAUAAAAUGUGAUCAGCGAGAUUUGGAUUCAGCUUAUCGAGUUGGGCGUGCUAUAAGGGUUCAAUUCAUAUCCAAUUUGAUGUGCAAUCAAGUAUUCAAUGCCCGCAAGUUGAUGAGGAACUCCAAAGUUUCUAUCUUCGAAGAUUUGACUAAGAAAAAUUAUGAUCUCCUGAAGAAAGCAAAAGAAAUAUAUGGAAUCAAAGGAGCGUGGUCACUAGGAGGCAAAGUUUUUAUCCGAUCCAAGGAUGAUAAUACCAAAAAACUCGUUCUCUCUGAAAACGAUCUAUAAGUGAGCAG